Messenger RNA from Laccaria bicolor S238N-H82, 1271 nucleotides. RefSeq lists its product as uncharacterized. Gene Ontology annotation, molecular function: metal ion binding. Gene Ontology annotation, biological process: snoRNA splicing. The coding region runs from base 1 to 987 and encodes 328 amino acids. Gene Ontology annotation, cellular component: U2-type spliceosomal complex. Lineage: Eukaryota; Fungi; Basidiomycota; Agaricomycetes; Agaricales; Hydnangiaceae. The transcript has 3 exons. The record is from RefSeq and is a predicted model, not a curated record.
AUGACCACCGUUGAUAAUGUCCCAUUCUUCAAGAAGAAAAAGGGCCUCUCACGUCCUACAACGACAAGGAAGCGCUCAGCAUCACCAGGCCCAUCUUCGUCUGCGCAGGCGUCGUCUUCCGCCGUAGUUCUUCCAAACAAAAAAACAUCAAACAACAUUCUUAGUGCAGGCACCAAACGCACUGCAUUUCAGCGCGAUGGCAUGGAUGAUCUAGAUGCUCCAGAAAAAGAGGGACCUGACGUCAAGUGGACGGCAGCUGGCUCGCACGUAAACGCUGCGCUGGAGAUUCUGGCUGGAGAUGAGGCUGAGGACUUGCUGGCAAAGCGUCGCCGCAAGGAGAAAGUAGAUGCUGGCGAAGAUGACAUAGAGGUUCCUGACGACGGCCAGUAUCGGGGACAGGCCGCGUAUCGAAGUCACCUCAAAAAGAGCACUGAGGUCCCGAAGGCGAUGAGAGUUGGCCCCCAGCGGAGCACUAGUACGAUUCGGACGGUCACUAUCGUAGAUUAUCAACCAGAUGUUUGUAAGGAUUAUAAAGAAACUGGGUAUUGCGGCUUUGGAGAUACAUGUAAAUUUUUGCAUGACCGUGGCACAUAUUUGGCGGGCUGGCAGCUUGAUAAAUUGGCAGACAAUCCCAAGAAGCAAGUCGAAGAUGAUUCAGGGUCCGACUCUGACGACGAGGACGUCCCUUUUGCGUGCCUAAUUUGCCGAAAACACUAUACUGAUCCUGUCGUCACGCGCUGUGGUCAUUAUUAUUGCUCAGCUUGCGCGAUAAAAAGGUUCGCUAGGACGCCCAAGUGCCUCGCCUGUGGGGCCCCGACGGGCGGUAUCUUCAACCGUGCCGACAAAAUCAUUGAGAAAGUGGAGAAAAAGAGAAAGGACAAACAGGACAAGGAAGACGCGCUUAACAACCAUGACGUCGAGAUCGAGAUUGAGGGGCUGGGUACUACAAGCCGAGAAGAGGAUGCACAGUCGAAUUCUUCUGAUUGAUUUUUGCGCUCAUGAUCUAUGGUGGGGUGACUUGCCCUGGUGCCUCUUGAUAAUUGAAGGACCCUUCAAUGUACAACUCCUCCAACUCCACCGCCCGUUGCAAAAGGCGAAAAGACUUGCGUUGGACUUUUUGACAGUGGUCGUUGCAACUGCCAACUGUCAACCAUCCCACCCUAGCGCUCGCGUCAUUUGUGACGCAAGACGUUCCUGACCGCUGAUAAACGUUGGGUCCAUGUAUACGAUUUGUGGACGCUAGGAUAUGUAGAGACUCGAGAGGUAUAGUA